Messenger RNA from Coregonus sp. 'balchen', 702 nucleotides. The record is from the annotation of a GenBank genome assembly. NCBI's taxonomy places the organism in Eukaryota, Metazoa, Chordata, Actinopteri, Salmoniformes, Salmonidae.
UCACCAGAACAACAAGGUGAUAAGACAAACACAGGGAAUUUCCUGGGGGGAUCUCCAAGUGCCUUAGGUGUAAGUAGGCUUAACUCUAACACUGUAUUCGCCACAAUAUGAACCUUUUUAAAAUGAUAUAUUCUGACUUUUGUUUAUAACCUGUUUUUCUCUGAUUAUUAAAUAUCUGUGUGCACGUUUUAUUAAGGCUGAUGACAACAUUGAGGAUGUGGACAAGUUCAAUGUCUUUGUUAGGUGUGCGGGAAAGACCUUGGAUAUAGACAUGUUCCCUCUGGAGAGAAUCGCAGUUCUGCUGGAAAAUGCAUGUCAACAGGCAGGAAAGAAACGCUGCACAAUGAAACUUGUUUACAACGGUAGGCUAUCCAUCUAUCCACCUGAUACAUCCUUUAUGAGUUAAAGCAGUAUGCCAGUUACGUUUAUUUAAUAUGGAUUGUUGUUGUUUUGUUGUUUACCGAUGUCUAACAAGGUAAUGAUAAUCUUACAUAGGCUAGGUAAUUCACAGUUAAAAACUUAGCUGUAAAAUAAUUGUAUACUAAGAUAUAAAUGGAAAGUGUCUUUCUAUAAUAAUAAUUUUCAAAAAAACUUCUAAAAUAUGUGUUUGAUGACUUGUUUGCAGGGGAAACGCUGGAUGAGAACAAAACAGUGAAACACUAUAAACUACGAAGAGGAAACUCAGUCAACCUCAUUCAUGCC